Cladophialophora yegresii CBS 114405 is the source of this 261-nucleotide messenger RNA. RefSeq lists its product as uncharacterized. The transcript is spliced from 2 exons. Bases 1 to 261 code for a protein of 86 amino acids. Lineage: Eukaryota; Fungi; Ascomycota; Eurotiomycetes; Chaetothyriales; Herpotrichiellaceae. The record is from RefSeq and is a predicted model, not a curated record.
AUGAAGCAAGUCCUCACCCUCGUCAUGCGGCGGCUAGGGCAUACCCACUUCACUGGUGUCAUGAUACCCUUUCAUAAAGACCCAGAAGCCUACAAACGCUCCACCGAGGUGACCGACUUAGACUUCUCGGUGGCUCGGUUUGCCACUGAGCUUUGCGACACGCGCAUGCUAGGCCUGAAUGCCGACCGGGCGCCCUACUUUCACAAGGAACGUUUGGCCAUGUCUCUACGACACAUCAUCCACCUCGAAGAGUUGGGUUAG